CAAUUCCGCUGCCACGAAAUUCCUCAUAUCUCCAUCACGCCCCCAAACCGUAAACUGAGAACAAAAAUGGCGACCUCUCUCCGUCGUAUCGGAAUCCACACAACCAAUGCUCACCGAUCACUAAUUCCUCAACUCAUCAAUCGAUUCUCCACAGAUGCUUUAUCUGUCGAGUACAAAGCCGGAGAAAUAAGCACCGUUUCCGGCAUUCCAGAAGAACAUCUUCAACGGAGAGUUAUUAUCUAUUCACCUGCUCGAACAACCUCACAGCAAGGAGCCGGAAAAGUUGGAAAGUGGAAAAUCAAUUUUAUAUCCACACAGAAAUGGGAAAAUCCAUUGAUGGGUUGGACAUCCACUGGGGAUCCAUAUACCAAUGUUGGUGACUCAGCACUUAGUUUCAAAAGCGAAGCAGAUGCAAAAGCGUUUGAAGAAUGGAACUAUACGGUCAAGAAGCACCAGACACCUCUAAUGAACGCAAGGGCCUAUGCAGACAACUUCAAAUGGAAGGGCUCCCUUUCUUUUAAAUAA
This is a messenger RNA of Helianthus annuus (common sunflower), 525 nucleotides long. Its product is annotated as NADH dehydrogenase [ubiquinone] iron-sulfur protein 4, mitochondrial. Gene Ontology annotation, biological process: electron transport chain. The coding region runs from base 67 to 525 and encodes 152 amino acids. The transcript has a single exon. Lineage: Eukaryota; Viridiplantae; Streptophyta; Magnoliopsida; Asterales; Asteraceae. The record is from RefSeq and is a predicted model, not a curated record.